ACCUUUUCUGUUUGCAUCAAGUCUCCUCUUCCUUUCCUAACCUUCCCUUUCCUUUCCUUUCCUUUCCUUUGUUCAGUUCUUCUUCUUGUUACUUGUGCUGUGAGUUAUUUAGAGAAGAUGGCUCAGGGAAGAGGCAGUGCAGCUAGAAUUGUAAUGGUUGGGAUCCAAUUGCUUGCCCUUUUGCUUCACUGCGAGAUUGUCCAUGCAGCUACCUACACAGUUGGGGACUCUGGUGGAUGGACCUUCAAUGUUGUUAAUUGGCCGAAAGGGAAGAGCUUCAGGGCUGGUGAUACUCUUGUUUUCAAGUACAGUGCAUCCUCACACGACGUGGUUGCCGUAGACAGGAAUGGUUACAACAAUUGUAAGACACCAAGAGGGGCUAAAGUGUAUAAAUCAGGGAAUGAUCAGAUCAAACUGGCUAAAGGGCAGAACUACUUCAUCUGCAAUUAUCCUGGCCACUGUGAAUCAGCCAUGAAAAUUGCUGUUAAUGCAGUGUAAUCCAAGAUGGAAAAUGAGUAAUCUGUCUCUUAUAAUAGAGUUAAAUGAGUAGCAAUACUGUAGUAGAGUAAAGUACUCCAUGUGAACCUGAGAAAUAAAGCCAGUAGGUCCUCUUGGUGACCUUUAGUGAGUCUUUACCUGGUCCCUUGUGAGUCCUUUGUCUGGCCUUUUGUGGGUGUCUAUGUAGCCUUUUUUUUUUUUUUGUGUGGCUACUAUGUAGCCUUAACUUGAGAAUAGAAAAUGAUAUUAAAUAAAGCUUAUGUUCUGUA
Messenger RNA from Macadamia integrifolia, 767 nucleotides. Its product is annotated as basic blue protein-like. The record is from RefSeq and is a predicted model, not a curated record. Gene Ontology annotation, cellular component: plasma membrane. NCBI's taxonomy places the organism in Eukaryota, Viridiplantae, Streptophyta, Magnoliopsida, Proteales, Proteaceae. The transcript is spliced from 2 exons. The coding region runs from base 118 to 498 and encodes 126 amino acids. Gene Ontology annotation, molecular function: electron transfer activity.